Molecule: messenger RNA, 1128 nt
Organism: Exophiala mesophila
Lineage: Eukaryota; Fungi; Ascomycota; Eurotiomycetes; Chaetothyriales; Herpotrichiellaceae
Exons: 5
Coding region: 1-1128 (375 amino acids)
Molecular function (GO): oxidoreductase activity
Source: RefSeq, a predicted model, not a curated record
AUGAACGGCAACAGCAUUGCUAUGCAUCCCAAGGUAGCAGAACAUCCUGUGAUUCCCACAAAGCAAAAGGCGGCAGUAAGGGAAGGAAGCGGGAAAGGCGCCAAAACCGUUAUCAAAGAGAUUGACGUUCCGACGCCGGGUCCAGGUGAGAUACUUGUCAAGAUCAAUUGGUCUGGCCUUUGUGCUUCAGAUAAAUGCUUGCUCCACGAUGACUGGGCUGCAUUCCAGUGGGGCAUGCAAGACUCGUCACAAGGCAUCCUUGGACAUGAGGGCGCCGGUGUCGUCGUGGCUGUAGGUGAAGGAAUGGAUAAGAAGUGGAAGAUUGGGGAAAGAGCCGGAAUCAAAUGGAUCUACAGCACUUGUGGAGACUGUUACUUGUGCAAGGAUGGCGGUGACGAUGAGCUCCACUGCGCCAACAAGAAACAUCCGGGCUUCAAUCAACCUGGAACCUUUCAGCAGUAUGCGCUCAGUGAUGGCAGAUAUACAACCAAGAUCCCGGAUGGUGUGACAGACGAAGAGGCUGGUCCUAUCAUGUGCGGGGGUGUAACUGCAUACGUGGCAUGCAAACGAAGUGGAGUCAAACCCGGGCAGUGGAUCGUGAUUCUGGGCGCUGGUGGUGGUCUCGGACAUUUUGCCGUGCAGUACGCCCGUGUGAUGGGAAUGCGAGUAAUCGCCGUGGACGGCGGGGACGAGAAGGCUCAAUUCUGCAAGGAUCUGGGAGCCGAAGUCUUCAUUGAUUUUCUCAAAACACCUGAUAUUGCCGCACGAAUUCAUGAAGUCACCGGCCAUGGAGCUCACGCUGUCAUUGUGUUUCCUGCUGGCAAAGAAACAUAUGCUUCGGCACCAAGCUAUCUUCGGGUUGGUGGGACAGUAGUCGCCAUUGGCCUUGCCCCUGAUCCAACAGCAGUUGCGGGUGCUCAUCCCAUGCUUGUCAUUGGUAUGAGACUAACUAUCCAAGGGAGCACUACUGGUACCUUGAAGGAUGUAGACGAAGCGCUCGGCUUCACUGUACGAGGUCUGGUUCGCCCAGUGCUGACACGAGGCAAGUUGGAGGAUCUUGACAGUUUCUGCGAACAAUUGGCAACAGGUAAAUUGAAGGGUAGAGCUGUGAUCAAGCUAAACGACUGA